Messenger RNA from Diatraea saccharalis (sugarcane borer), 1615 nucleotides. The record is from the annotation of a GenBank genome assembly. Lineage: Eukaryota; Metazoa; Arthropoda; Insecta; Lepidoptera; Crambidae.
GUUUGAGGGACGCUUUUGCGGUAAGGCGAGCUCUAUUCGUGCGGUGAAGUGUCGAUGUGAGAUUAGGGAUAAAAUACAAUAAAAAAAAUGGAGACGAAACUAAAGAAUUUUAAGGAUACUCUUACUUUGCAAGACUGUGAGAAGACGAAUUUGAGUACACCGUUCUCAAUAAACGACAUAUUGACCAAAGAGAAUGAAGCGAAGUUUUGUCAGGACGUCGGUUUUGGCGCGCGAAUGGAUUUCUUGGCGAAGGCAACGAGUUGUUAUGCCAAAGAGGAGUUUCCAAAGAAGGAGGUUCUAGAGAAGAAUCUGAAGUACUACGACGAUUGCAGCAGCUACAGAGAUUACAAUGACGAUGGAGCGUUAGAUAUGUCUAGGAAGAAUAAUUAUUCUGUCACCGAACUUUCAGAUGACUACGAUUCUCGCUCAUCCAACACAGGCUCACCAGUCCGCCGCCACACUUCGCCCAGUUCUGACAUAGGCUACAAACACUUCAGCUUACAUUAUGACACCCGCAAAUGUUCUACUCCUCCAAACGACUCCCGUGUUGGUACUUCGCCAAACUACUCCGAUUAUACACAGAAUAGCGGUCGCAAGAAGCGUUCACGGGCUGCUUUCUCUCACGCUCAAGUAUAUGAACUCGAACGGCGAUUCAGUCAACAACGUUACCUUUCAGGGCCCGAACGCGCCGAUUUAGCAGUAAGCCUUAAAUUGACAGAGACUCAAGUCAAAAUCUGGUUCCAGAAUCGCAGAUACAAGACAAAACGCAAACAGCUCCAAAUGCAGGAAAACGGCAUGCUGGCGGCCGCCGCGGCAGCCGCGAACCACGCGAGAAAAGUAGCGGUUAAAGUACUUGUCAACAAUAGUGGACAACCGACAUUGCCUGACAUGAAACCUUAUCAAACCCCUAUUUUAGGUAAAGGAAUAAAUCCAGCCUUAUUUACAUCACCGAAUCUUUUGGAUGGAUCGCCGAUUCUGAAACAUUUCGCAGGCGUCUACGGAGUAGAUUUCGCGAAAAAUCCCGAAUACAAAGCACUGUUGCAAGAGUCCUACAAUCAAGCUGUAUUACAGUCACUGUACGGGCCACAUUUAGGAGUGAACUAUCCUAACUUACCAUUGUCCUAUAUGUAUUAUCCUGGUCACCCCGCCUUCGGUAUGUCACUGCCCUGUGAUUUGGACAGAAGUCAGAGUGAACCAAGGACUGAAAGUGCGAAGCAUUUCGGUGAACAUUCUCAAAGAGAAAAAGAUAAAGCAGACGACAAAAGGAAAAGCCCCAUCGAUAUAAACGAAAAUAGCAAUGAAAGCAUGGCCAGUAAUAUUGAAAUCGAAAAUUGAAAAGAAACUUAACACCUAAAACGAGGCCUACACCAAAUAGUCCGCACUAGAUACUCUUUUAUUAAGGAAACAAUAGAAAAAUGAGUUUCAGCUGUUUCACAUACCAAAGAACUGUAAAAUGUAUCAAAGAAUGUUAUAAAUAGUUAGUAGAAUUGUUAAUGUUUAGUUUAUUAUUAAUGUGUUGUAAAUAUGUUUAACCGGGUUAAAUGUUUAAGUAGAUUAUGGGGCACGUUUGUAAAUAGUACAAGAUAGAGAGUUUAAUUAAAAUUCAAUAUAAAUU